Messenger RNA from Parus major (Great Tit), 1995 nucleotides. RefSeq names its product VPS37A subunit of ESCRT-I (gene VPS37A). Lineage: Eukaryota; Metazoa; Chordata; Aves; Passeriformes; Paridae. The transcript is spliced from 11 exons. Bases 146 to 1060 code for a protein of 304 amino acids. Gene Ontology annotation, biological process: protein targeting to membrane; protein targeting to vacuole; ubiquitin-dependent protein catabolic process via the multivesicular body sorting pathway. Gene Ontology annotation, cellular component: ESCRT I complex. The record is from RefSeq and is a predicted model, not a curated record.
CAUUGCAGAAAUACAGAAAGAUGUGGAAUAUCGACUGCCAUUCACUGUAAACAACUUGACAAUUAAUAUUAACAUUUUGCUUCCACCUCAGUUUCCUCAGGAAAAACCAGUCAUCAGUGUUUUCCCACCUGUGAGACAUCAUUUAAUGGACAAGCAGGGAGUAUACGUGACUGGUCCAUUAAUAAGUAAUUUUACAAUGCAUUCAGAUCUUGGAAAAAUUAUUCAGAGUUUACUGGAUGAGUUUUGGAAGAAUCCUCCAGUUCUAGCUCCUAGCUCAACAUCAUUUCCAUACCUUUUCAACAAACCAGCUGGAAUGCCUCCUUUUGCUCCUCAGGGGUUUCCAUUUCUCCCUCCAUAUCCACCUCAAGAAACAAACAGAACAAUGGCAGCCAUGCCUGUUUCAGAAUCAGUUUCUUCAAGCUACACUACAGACAAGCCUGCUGCUCCCUCCUAUGGCUUAAUUGCUGACCUGCCACUGCCUGUUCCGACAGCAGAAGCAGUGCUUCAGGUUGGCCAGAACGGAUUUACAUACAAGAUGCCUGAUGUUCCUGAUACCUUUCCAGAACUCUCAGAACUAAGUAUAUCACAGCUGACCAGUAUGAAUGAGCAGGAGGAGGUGUUACUGGAACAGUUUGUGACUCUUCCACAACUGAAGCAAGUAAUUACUGAUAGAGAUGAGUUAGUGAAAAGCAUUGAAGAGCUGGCAAAAAAAAAUCUGUUGCUGGAGCCUAGUCUCGAGGCAAAAAGACAGACAGUGUUGGAUAAGUAUGAGCAACUCACACAAAUGAAAGCAGCCUUUGAAAAAAAGAUGCAAAGACAGCAUGAACUCAGUGAGAGUUGCAGUCCAAGUGCUCUGCAGGCCAGACUUAAAGUAGCUGCUCAUGAAGCUGAGGAGGAGUCUGACACUAUUGCAGAAGACUUCUUGGAAGGCAAAACAGAGAUAGAUGACUUUCUUAGUAGUUUCAUGGAAAAGAGAACGCUCUGCCACUGCAGACGAGCCAAAGAGGAAAAACUUCAACAGGCAAUAGCAAUGCACAGCCAAUUUCAUGCUCCGCUAUAGAAAUUUGUCUUUACAGACUUCCUGCAAACUACACCUGCCAAGAGAACGAAUGAAAAUCCCAAUAAAGCACACUUUUUAAUAACUAUUAUUUGCAAAUAAGCAUUUCAUCUUAUCUGGUUGUAUUUAUAGAAGAGAUUGUAUACAGAGUUGGGAUGGUUUUUGUACAAAUUAGAAUGUCUCUUUAUAUUCUCAUUGUACUCAAGAAUUCUUCUAUUGCAAUCUUUGCAUUAAUUUCUUGUAUUUAUUGUUGAUAGUUAUAAUAUUUAAGUUCCCUGCUGCUAUUCUCCAUUAUUCAGAGAUUAAAUAUCUAAACAUGUAAUUUUGACUAGCUUUUUACAUUUUUAUAAAAACAUAAUUCAUAUCUUUUGUAUUUUGAACUUUAACCAUAGAUUUGGCUUAAUCUGUGGAAGACUUUAAGUGUUGAUGGGACUUCGGAAACUAAAAAGUUCUUAAUGGAGAUUGCCAGUGGAUUCACAAGCUGACUUUUCUUGAAGCCAAAAUAUUAAAGAACAAGUUUUUUUACUUCUAAGUAAUAAUAGAAAACUAAGUAUAGCUUGUAUUGUGUUUUGGAUAAGUAGACUGGGGAUUAAGCAAAGGAUGUGUUGGAACAAAUUUUAUUUGAAUCAAUAUAGAAUAAAUGAUAUCUGCAUAGAUUUGAUAUGUUGCUUAGUAGCACUGAUGCACUGAUUUCAAGAGUGGCUUGGUACCUACCACUAAUUAAACACAAUUUUCAUCUAACUAUUUUCUUUUUUUUUUUUUUUAUUCAUAAAGGAAUAAUAAUCAGGUCGCCUUCCUGUUUCUGUUUUAUGCAAUAUAAAUACAUUCAUCAUGUGAGGAACUCAGAAGAAAGACUUUAUAAAGACUAGUUCUGGGGUUCUUUGGAAAAUACUUAUUUUUUCCUAAUUUUAAGAAAUAAAAAAACUAAUUCAGUUGUA